Molecule: messenger RNA, 2496 nt
Organism: Arachis ipaensis
Lineage: Eukaryota; Viridiplantae; Streptophyta; Magnoliopsida; Fabales; Fabaceae
Biological process (GO): negative regulation of DNA-templated transcription
Source: RefSeq, a predicted model, not a curated record
AACUACCAUUUCUAUCCAUGAAUAAUCGAAACUAACUUUGUACCUAUAAAAGAUGAAAAAUUAUCAUUUUUACACAUAAAAGUUCGUAAUAUUGACAAAUCUACACAUGAAUAAAUUAGCGCUUUGGUACUUUAAUCAUAUAGAAACCAUCUUUCCUGGGUACAAAACUAGCUUCGUUUAUUCAUGGUUAAAAUUGUUGUAUUAAAGUUUCAUCAUUAAAAAUGAGAGUUUACUCUAGAUAUAUUGGAUUUUUUUACCAAAUUUAGAGCAGCUCAAAAGCCAAACCCACAACUUUAAUCCUAAAAAUAACAAACAUGUUUCGCUGUAAAAUAAGUUGGUAAAAUUGCAAAGAAAUCAAUUAAAAUAAAGGCAGAAAAAAAAAAAGCAAAAGACGAUCGAAACAAGGAUUUAGCUGUCCAAUAUGACAAAUCGGGAAAGGCACUCCAAGUCCAUCACAAAAUCCAAAAAGGAACUAUUGAGUUAUUUAACUAUUUCCUCUUUUACAAAACUCUGCAUGGAUUGUUGUGAAAAAUUCAAAAAUGGAAGUAGGGACUAUUCAACAUUAGCCUCCCUAAUGUUCCAAGCAUGGCUUAGCUAGCCACCAUUGCCAACUGCCAAUUCUGAAGUAGCUGUUUGGGAAAAAGACCACUCCUGUUGAUGCAGUUCAAGUUUUCAUUGUUACAUUUAAGUUCCACACAACCAAUUCCAACUUAGUCCCCUUCAAAUUAAUCAUGUCAUGGUCCUCACGUAUGGUACUACUACUAACACAUUAUUAUCUCUCAUCUUAUCUUGGUCUUCUCUUCUUGUAUUAAUAUGCCAAUUAGUGUAACUGCUUGAAUUUAUUCUUUGAGGCUAACACAAAGUGGUCCCCUUGAGUGGCAAAAAUCAAUUUUCAAGUAAGAAAACUAAAAAGCAGGAAAAGUGGCUAAAGUGAUCACAGGAAUUGUGGGGCGGGUUUCUCUUUUGAAAAACAUAUUAAAACAAAAAAGAAAAUGAAAGAAAAGAAAACCAUAGCAGUAUGAAACCCACGUUCCUAUUUAACAGCUUAACCGUCCCACUAACUGCUAGAAGAAUCUAACCCCACAACCUUGCACUUUACUUCAGUUUUGGUUCUCUUUUUUGUUCCUUCUCUUCAGUACUACAAACUGGUAAACCUUAACCCAAAGAAGAACCAAGAGAACCAUCUUGACAACAAAGGAUGAAGUGGGGUGGAAGAAAAUCAUCACCAGCUUCUUCUUCUAAUAGUAUUAAUAAUAAUACUAAGCAUUCUUUCAUCUCUCAAGUGUCUCCUUUUUCAUGGCUGUCCAAGUUCAAGCAGAUGAGGAUUAACUCGGAGCGAAAGCCGGGGCAGAAUGCAAAGCAGAAUUCUGUUCCAUCUUAUGGUUCAGCACCAAAGGAUGCAUGUGGGAAUAGAGGUAGGUUUUAUGGAGGGGAAGAUGAUGCCUUCUGGAGACUCUCAUUUGGUGAAGAGAGUCAUGAGCAUAACAAGAGUAGUGAAGAUAUCUUGAAAUCAACACUGCACAAUUUGGAUGGUGAUCAUGCCAAUGAUGUCAUUCAGUCCUCAGCACAAUUUGGACCGAGUGAUAAAAGACAUGGAAGAAGAGAUGCUAGUCUGAGGUUCAAGCAGAAGGAUAUUGGAAUGGGAGAGGAAAGAAAGUUGCCAAGUGAGAAUGAGUGUGAUCAUGGAGGAAAGGAAUUUGAAUUCUUAAGGAGGAGAUAUGAAAGGAAAGCACAAAAGGUUUUUCAAGAUCAACUCUUGAAACUAGAAAAAGCUGCAGAUAAUCUAGAAUCUGAAUUUGCAUCUAGCAACUCUAAGUCCUUGGAAAAUGAUGUGCUGAAAUCCGAAUCGCCUAGAACGAUUCGAACACCAAGAACAAAUUCGUACAUGUCCUCUGUAAAUUCAAAGAAUUCUGGCCAUGGAAAUAUUAAAGAAGGUGGUGUUAACUCUGGGAAGAAUACUGAAGAGUUGAGAGUGAAGGUUAACAAGAAAAGGCAAUCACUUCAUGUAAGCAAAGAACUUCAGAGGAGGAAGCCAAGGAAUAGUCCAAGGGUAAGAGUGCAUUCUCCGAGGAUGGCUUCCAAGGUCGAAAUCUGCAAAAUAAAGGCCAUAGAAGACAUGAAGAAAGCAAAACUAAAGAUGAAGAAAGAGGAGGAAAUUUCAGAGGAAACGGCAGGCGUAGACAGCUUUGCUGUGGUGAAAUGCUCAAUGGAUCCGCAACAAGACUUCAGAGAUUCGAUGAUGGAGAUGAUCGUGCAGAGGAAGAUCAGCAGGCCAGAAGAAAUGGAGGAGCUGUUGGCAUGUUAUCUCACACUGAAUUCUAGUGAGUAUCAUGAUAUCAUCAUCAAGGUUUUCAGGGAGGUGUGGUUAUAUGUGAACAAGGUUUGUUGUCUUAAAUCAGAAGCAAUGCAGUUGCAAUGAUCAACAAUUGCUGCUUUAUUUAUAGGGGAACUUAGAAGAAAUGUGUAUAGUUAUUCUAACUCUACAAACAUUUCUUU